Seminavis robusta is the source of this 1678-nucleotide messenger RNA. NCBI's taxonomy places the organism in Eukaryota, Bacillariophyta, Bacillariophyceae, Naviculales, Naviculaceae. The record is from the annotation of a GenBank genome assembly.
UUGACAUGACUGAAUAGAAACUGCAAGUCCUCCCAGCAUCCAAUAAAUAAAUGACCACGUGUGAAUGGUCGCGUGGUGAGGUGAAACAGUGAAACUCAACGCAAACGAAAACCAAGACCAAAGAGACGGAACAAACAUGAACUGGUGAACUGGUGCAGUGGUGCUCCUCUCUCGAUCUGGAUUACUUGUAGUAGCCAGCUUCAAAGAAUCCAUUGCUACGUACCAACUUUGAGAGGGCAACUUGCUGAAUAGCUAUUAUAGAAGGGGAAAGACCAGAGGCAUCAGUCUACUAGUUCUCUAGAAUCGAUUCAUCAAGCUCAAAGAAGAAGAAAAAUGAUUUGUCAAUUUCUGUGCCGAUGGGUAGUCCUGGUGUUCCUGGUGGUGGCGGCGGCUCUUGCAGCAGAUCCAGUCUCGGCGUCUCAGGCAUCUCUUCCGUCGAGAACCAGUACAAUCACUGGCAGCAGUAGCAGCAGUAAUCACACUUCCAACAGCAGCAGCAACAAUAACAAGAGUUUUAUUCCCUUACCGGGAGGACGAACGGUCGACGAUGUACUCCAAGAAAAGCAACAAGUCUUGCGGGGUGGCGCUACUACUACAUCAAUGCAUGAUCCACUGCUCCGAACGGAAUACAUUGCCGAUACCAAAUUGCCCACGGAUCGAGGCAACUUUCGUAUGAGAGCCUAUCGAGUCGUUGGCAGUCAUUCCCAUGCGUACCGCAAUACCGAAGCCAUGGAACCCAUUGUCAUUUAUGCCGCCGAUAAACCACCCUUUGGAACCGACAAUCAACUGCUGGAAAAUGUGCCUGUUCGAGUGCAUGAUCAAUGUCUCACUUCGGAAGUCUUUCAGAGUCAACGUUGCGACUGCAAAGAGCAAUUGGCCUUAUCGAUGGACUAUGUCCAACGCCACGGUGGCGCGGUCAUUUACUUACAACAAGAAGGACGUGGCAUUGGAUUGGCCAACAAGGUGGCCGCCUACGAGCUACAAGAUUAUGGACUCGACACGGUCGAUGCCAAUGUCCAAUUGGGAUUUCCAGACGAUGCUCGUCAGUACGGUGUGUUGCCCGGUAUUCUGCGCGACUUGCAUGUCGGCAGUAUCCGACUCAUGACCAACAAUCCACGCAAAAUACAACGAUUGACGGCAUUGGGGAUUGUGGUGGUAGAUACCAUUCCCAUUUUGGCAUUGCCCAAUCGACACAAUCGCAAAUAUCUGCAAACCAAACAGGAACGCAUGGCACAUACCAAUUUUGGACACAUUUUAUCCAAUCAACAACCAGGGGAAGAAGAACUUCCCUCUCAUGCCAUUACCUAUCGAUCAAAUACAAACACAAAUACAGAAAUGACACCACGGCGGCCACCACCGCCAUCAUCAUCAUCAUCCGGACAUCAUUUUGGCAGUUAUUGAAGAAUAAUUACAUGUAAUGGAUCAAUGAGAUCCAAAGAUCGAGGUGUGUGGCUCUGUCCCUUUGUGAAGUAACUGAAAAAGCCAAAACCAGCCAGCAAACGAAAAUGCAAAUAUCAAGCAAACGAGAAAGCAACCAACCAAAGGAAAGGAAACAAGUGUGUUCCGCCAGCCAAUACGGUAUUACAAUCAUCAUAACAAACGUUGUAUAAUAGAGACAUCAUGUUCACUGGGAUGUGCAAUCAAACAGUACCAUGCGUUUCUUUUUACGUGGACUGAC